CGUUUACAAAAUUGGAAACCGAUGCCGUUUUGAGAAUCGUAAAGUUCUCUGCUUUAGGUCAAUCUCUCUCUCUCUCUCUCGCCACGGCGACUCACUGUGUGGAGUUCGAUAGUUCAGACAAAAUCUCGAAGCUUUCAAAUUUGGGCAUCAUGACGGAGUAUAAGGAGGAACAGGAGAUGGAGAUUGAAGCUCUCGAAUCUAUUCUUGCUGAUGACUUCAAAGAGAUUCAUUCUAGUGAAAGUGGGCUUAAUACUUCAAACCGAUGCUUUCAGAUUACAGUGACUCCUCAGGAUGAUGAUCUAGAGGAGUCAUCAUCAAUUCCACCAGUUCAGCUGGGUUUGGUUUUCUCCCACACAGAAAAUUACCCGGACGAGGCACCUCUUUUGGAUGUUAAAAGUAUUCGAGGAAUCCAUGUUGGUGACCUCACCAUCUUAAAAGAGAAGCUUGAACAAGAGGCAAGUGAAAAUCUUGGUAUGGCCAUGAUGUAUACAUUGGCCUCAUCAGCAAAGGACUGGUUGUCUGAACACUAUGGGCAAGAUGAUGGGGAUGACUAUGCCGAGGAAGAAGCUGCCAAAGAGGAUGAGGUUAUCGUUCCUCAUGGAGAACCUGUUACGCUGGAGACAUUUGUGGCAUGGAGAGAGAGAUAUGAAGCAGAGCUUGCACUUGAACGUGCCAAGCUGAUGCCGGAGUCUGCUCUUACGGCUCCUAAGGAGAAGAAGCUUACAGGAAGACAGUGGUUCGAGAGUGGCAAAGCGAGAGGAACAGUGGUCACUGCUGAUCAAGAAUCCGAGGAGGAAGAUGAUGAAGACAUUGACUUUGAAGACGAAGACUUUGAAGAUGAUGAAGAAGACAUGCUUGAGCACUAUUUGGCGGAGAAAUCUGAUGCAAGGGCCUGAAGCUAGGGAGCCUUAUAUAAUGGUUGUUAGAGCUCUUUUCUGGAUAGAGAUCAUGAUGCAAGAGACUGACCAGCACUCAAUCUCCAUAUCCACAGUUUUUUCCCAGCUUUGAUCUGCUCAAGAGUACCUGGAGACUUACAUUUGUCUUUAUCUUAUAAAAUCACCGUCUGUUCAUUUAUAAGAACAAAUUAUAAGAGAAUGCUACUGUUUUUGUAACUUCUUUUGUUUAGGAUCAGCGCCAAUCAGAUCAAAUCCUAAAGGACAAACAGUUGAAUCUUA
This is a messenger RNA of Brassica rapa (field mustard), 1175 nucleotides long. RefSeq names its product RWD domain-containing protein 1. Gene Ontology annotation, molecular function: protein binding. Lineage: Eukaryota; Viridiplantae; Streptophyta; Magnoliopsida; Brassicales; Brassicaceae. The record is from RefSeq and is a predicted model, not a curated record.